Molecule: messenger RNA, 1884 nt
Organism: Sclerotinia borealis F-4128
Lineage: Eukaryota; Fungi; Ascomycota; Leotiomycetes; Helotiales; Sclerotiniaceae
Source: the annotation of a GenBank genome assembly
AUGGCUGCGUAUUCAGCGAGAAAUCGCAAUGAUUUGGAAGAUACAUUGUCAUCUAUCUCCACUUCCCAAAAUCUUCCUCAACGACCAAAGAGUCGUUUUAGAUCAAAUGCCUCAUCCUCAUCUUCUCGAGAAUUUGAGUUUGGUUUAAACUCAACCAACACCCAACACCACACCAUAAGCAGCGAUUCUCACAACUCCUUCAACUACUUUGAUCCGGACAAUUCCGCUGAGCAAUGCUUUAUGUCAACCGAAUUGGACAUUGAUAGACAGUUGCGCAGGCAAGCACAACGAACUGAUAUCGAAAUUCGCGAUACUGCUAAGAAAUACAAUCGAUGGAGCCCAAGAAAAGAGCCGGAGAUUUCUGUCAGCAUGCAGGACAUGGAGAAAGUUUUUGAAGACUUCACCGGAGGAUCUUCUCAAAUUAAUGGAACGAAUGAUAGUUCUAAAUUGGCCUCGAAAAUCACAAGACUGGGCCAAGAUAAUACACCCUGCCGAGCUCCAAAAUCGAAAUUGUCUGAACGAUUGACUUCAGGCUCCAAGAACAAGUCCAGAUUCAACACCACAUCAGCAACUGAGAAAGCUCAAUCUGCAAAUACACCAAAGAGAGUUGUCAAAGAUAUACUUGACGACCACGAGUUUUCCUUGGACCUUUCACAUUCAGUCCAUAACAAGGAGAACAUGCUACCUAGACAACGACCCUCCCAUAUUCCAGGAAGCUCCAAGCAUGAGAAGAUGGAUCAAGCCGAGUACAAUGAAAGACAAGUACUAGCAGAGCUAGAAACUCUCAUCAAGGACCAUCCAGCUAACGCAUCGAUCCGUUCUGGCAAAGUUGCUAAAGCUAAAGCAGCAAGCCCAACUUUUACAAUGUCCACAACUGCCAACGGAUCAUUCGCCAUUCCAGAAGUCCACAAUAUUACCAAGUUGGUUGACAACACAUCAACCUCAUUGCCCAAGAAAUCCGAGAUUUUUGAGCAACGCGCCGAACCUAUGGGAAAAGAAGAGGUCGACAUCUAUCGAGCCAUUGACGAACUUCAACAACAAGUGGCUGUGUUGUUGAACGAACGAAAGGAGAGGGACUCUGUCAUAUCUUCACUUCGAAACCAGUUAAAUGAGCGCCAAGCACAAGACACCGUUAUCUCUUCCCUCAAACACGAACGAAAGGAGCAAGAUGCCAUUAUGUCUACUUUAAGAACCGAAAAUCAGCGUAUGGCGGCAACCAUACAUCAACUCGAUAUACAAGUUCAUACACAGCGUGUCGAAAACGAAAGAAUGGUUAAAUCCAUCUCGACUUUAGAAAGCUCUGCAACAUCACACGAAGCAGAGAAGCAACAAAUGGAAAAGACAUUUGCUGAACUUUCGUCCGCAAACGAAGACCUUAAAGCCAACAAUGAAAACAUGGCAAGCCAGCGGGAUUUGGUUCUUAGCCGUUACAAAAGCCUUGUCGAGCGAUUCGACACUAUAGAACAACAACGUCCAGCAGAUGCUGAGACCUUACCACCGAAAGAACAUCCCAGCAUGAAGACAUCACCAAACCAAUGUCAGAAAAACAAUGAGACAUUGAAUGGUCAGGUUGGUGGAUUACAGGAUGAGGUUGAGGAUGAGGAUGAGGAUGAGGAUGAUAUCGAUGACACCGCAGAUAUCACUAUGCGACCAACUAUGGAGCCGCAGCUUGCUUUAAAGCAAAUCAUGUCAAACGUUCAUAAUCAAAUUGAACAAUUGAGUGCUCAACAUUCGGCCAAAGCGGCUGAAUUACGUGCUCUGGAUAAGAGCAAAAAUCUUCGAUUAAGAAGAUCAAUCGCGGAAUCUUUGAAGAUACUUGUCGAUCAGAUUUCUUCACAUAGCGAUUUUCUAUAUCGUUUGAAGGAUGUUUCUUAUGCAUUCUAA